AUGGCUCCAAUGACUCUACCACCUGGAUUCAGGUUCCACCCUACAGAUGAAGAACUUGUUGCUUACUAUUUAGAAAGAAAAAUAACAGGUAGAAUCAUUGAGCUUGACAUCAUUGCAGAAGUUGAUCUCUACAAAUGUGAACCUUGGGAUUUACCAGAAAAAUCAUUUCUUCCAAGCAAGGACAUGGAAUGGUAUUUUUAUAGUCCAAGAGACAGAAAGUAUCCAAAUGGGUCAAGAACAAAUAGAGCAACAAGAGGUGGUUAUUGGAAAGCAACAGGAAAAGAUAGAGCAGUGAGUUCUCAAAAGAGACAAGUUGGAAUGAAGAAGACACUUGUUUAUUACAAAGGUAGAGCACCUCAUGGAAUUAGAACCAACUGGGUUAUGCAUGAAUAUCGUCUUAAUGAAUCACACCCUGGUGCUUCUCUCUCUUCUUUGAAGGAUUCAUAUUCGUUGUGUCGAAUUUUCAAGAAGACAAUUCAAAUUCCCACAAAAACUAAUGAAGAAGAACAAGCUGAAGAUACAAAGAAGGAAAUAAUGAUGCAAAGGGAAGACUCAAGUGGAAAUGAGAUAAUGGAAAAUAUGGACGAAAAAGUUAUUAAUAAUAAUGAAUAUCCAAAAUUUCCAUGUGACGCUUCAUCUUCUGAUGUCACUCAAGGAACAUGUACACCAACAGAUACAUGCAAUAAUAAUAAUAUAACAGAUGAUUUUCAUGCACAAUUUGCUUGUGAUGAAGCAAAUAGUUCAACUAUUUCUUAUCCUAUUGGAAGCUAUCCUUCAAACUUAUUUCAGGAUAUAGAAAUACCUAUGUAUGGUGGCUUCAAUAAUCAAUUUCCACAAACACCUUUUAUGAUGGAAGAUUUCCCACAAAUGGAGACAAAAUCAAUAUUGAAGACUGAUAUGUGUGAAAACGGCUUUCUUUAUGACAAGUACAUUGACUGUAUGAAUGGAACACUAGAAGAAAUCAUUUCUUUGUGUUCCUCUCAAGAUCAUUCUGUGGCUUUUCCAAUGCUAUAG
Vicia faba (fava bean) is the source of this 1014-nucleotide messenger RNA. The record is from the annotation of a GenBank genome assembly. NCBI's taxonomy places the organism in Eukaryota, Viridiplantae, Streptophyta, Magnoliopsida, Fabales, Fabaceae.